AUGGUAAAAAGGAAAUGGGAGCGCAUCGCGCAGAACAUGCUAACGGACAAUUAUAAGGUGUUGGUGACAGCGUCCAUGCACGAUGCGGUGGAUGAUAUUGUCGAGCGCUUCAUCAAGCUCAACGAGGCUAAGGAGCUACUCCCUCCAGAUCGCAUGAUCCGUGUCGCUACAGAUUACUCCAAGGCGGUGACCCCAACGCGAACCCGAGGCUACGUACUGGAGCAAGCCAAGAAGCGCGUGAAGGAGUCUGUCGUGGUCUUCACGACACAGGACAACGAUCCGCAGGCGCUGGACUGGGUACGCUCCGAUCCGUCGACUUCGACAUCGCCCCUCGUGGAUAAGGCAUCGCAAGGUCACGGAACCAACCACGCUGAUCCCGUUGGUAAAGGGGCUGUCGCAGAGCCGUCCUCCGUCCAGCUGCAGCCCACGAUCGGUCUAGCCUCGCUGAGCUUUCAGGACCGUGACUUCAUAGUGGAUGAAUCAGAGACGAUCAACGGCUUCCAGGGCCACGAGAGCGGACGAGCGAUACGAUGGUGUUCAGCACCGUGCGCGCGGAACCCGCACGGCGAGCCCGGGUUCGUGGAGGACGAGAGCGCGCCGGUUAGAAACGUCACGUGGGACGCGGGCGCCGGCGCGCGCUGA
Molecule: messenger RNA, 642 nt
Organism: Punctularia strigosozonata HHB-11173 SS5
Lineage: Eukaryota; Fungi; Basidiomycota; Agaricomycetes; Corticiales; Punctulariaceae
Exons: 6
Coding region: 1-642 (213 amino acids)
Source: RefSeq, a predicted model, not a curated record